GAUUGUACAGAAGAUGGAGCUCAAGACCGAAGUGACCGAUCUGAUCAAGAUGGUGGUCCAGAGUGGUCUCCUCCGAAGUGGAGCCGAGGGACAGUACUCGACCCACUCGCUCACCCAGCAGGUGGCUCGAGAGUAUGUCCAACGAUGCGAAGAGCUCAAGCCUGAUCAAGCUGAGGCAUCAUCUGGAGAAGCACUGCUGAAUCUAACUGAUUCGAUGGAUCCAUAUGCUCAGACAUUUUCAGAGCACCUGGCCUGGUACGCCAGGGUUGCCGUUCCUGAAGUCUACAGAAGUAGGCUGCAUCGCCAGAUCGAAUUUCGGAUCGCAAACCUGGCAGAAAAGCGUCCUCUCUACGUCCAAGCGAUGGAUAUGUAUAAGACAAACCUAGAGCGAGUCAUUGUGUUCCAGGGUACUCGUGAAAACCUGUCGGUUGCCCAGAUCCUCCACAACAUGGGCAACGUAGCGGUGGAACAAGGUCACCUUGACGAAGCGCUCGGGUAUUUCCAGGAAUCUCUUGAUAUUAAGGUCAAAAUUUACGGUACUCGAGAGCACCAAAAAGUCGCCAUAACUCUCAACAGUAUGGGGUUGGUGUCGUAUCGGCAAGGACGCCUUGAUGAAGCACUCAGGUUUUUUCAAGAGACCCUUGACAUCAAGAUCAAAGUAUAUGGCACUCGUGAGCAUCUCAAUGUGACUUCAACGCUAACUAACUUGGGCAACGUAGCCAAAGAUCAAGGACGCCUCGAUGAAGCCCUCGCGUUCUACCAGGAAGACUUGGAUAUUACCACAAGGCUCUACGGUACCCGCCAGCACCCCGAUAUUGCCACAACGCUCGGCAAUAUGGGCGGAGUGGCCGUUCACCAAGGCCAUUUGAAUGAAGCACACGCCUUUUACCAAGAGGCUUUGGACAUCACCAUACGAUACUACGACACUCGUGAGCACCCCGCUGUUUCCAGAGGUCUUUUGUGUAUGGGUAUUGUGGCAAGUGGUCAAGGUCACUUGGAAGAGGCGCUUGCUUAUUACCAAGAGGCCCUCGACAUCGAGAUCAAGAUCCAUGGCACCCGCGAGCAUCCUGAUGUCGCCGAGACCCUGCAAAACAUGGGCCAGCUAAAAAGCUCACAAGGGCAUCUGGAUCAAGCAAUGCUCUUGUACCAAGAGUCCCUCGAUAUCACCGCCAAAGUGUAUUCCACUCGCGAACACCCGCUGGCUGCCAGGGCUUUGGCCAAUAUCGCAAGUCUACUGCAGGAGCAAGGGCGAUUAAAGGAGGCCCUUAAGCUGUAUCAAGAAUCCAUGGACAUCAGAACCAAGAUAUGCGGCACUCGCGAGCACCUCGACGUCGCUGUGUCGAUUCGCCUUCUUGGCGAUUGUGUGCGAGUUCAAGGCGACUAUGUCCUGGCCGAGGCACUCUUUCUCGAGGCGCUUGCCAUCCUUACCAAAGUCCUUAAAACGCGUGCGCAUCCUCAAGUUGCAUUUGUUCUCAACUCUCACGGGAUACUCAAGUGCCUUCAAGGGCAGCUCUCUGAAGCGCAGAUCAUGCUUCAGGAAGCGCUUGCCAUUUCCAUCGAGGUGAACAAAACGCGCCAGCAUCCGGAUGUUGCCAUGAUUCUCCAUCACAUGGGCAAUGUCGCAUGUUCUCAGUGCGAUCCUAUCAAAGCACUCGCCUCGUAUCGAGAAGCGCUGGAGAUUUGGACCGACGCCUUCCAGGACCCAGAGAACAAGAAUAUCAGGAAGGUCAAGGAUUGUAUCGCAAGCGUCGAGGACCAGAUACAAGAGCAGCAACAGCCAGCUGUUCCUGCAAGCCCGCAACCGCCUCGACAUGAGCCCACUGAUCCCAGUCGCACCGAGGAGACGUGCUAA
Messenger RNA from Polychytrium aggregatum, 1852 nucleotides. RefSeq lists its product as uncharacterized. The transcript has 2 exons. The record is from RefSeq and is a predicted model, not a curated record. The coding region runs from base 14 to 1852 and encodes 612 amino acids. NCBI's taxonomy places the organism in Eukaryota, Fungi, Chytridiomycota, Chytridiomycetes, Polychytriales. Gene Ontology annotation, molecular function: protein binding.